AUGUCGGUCGACCAAACGAUCACAGAGCUUAGUGGUACACUGGCACAAUUGAGCACAUUAGUCGCUCAUAUAAAUGGACAAAUUUCGGGUAUAACGGGUCGCAUCAAUUUAACACUCGACAAUUUUGAUCAGGCUGUUGCUAAUCUUGCCAAAGACGCUGGUAGUGUAACAUACAAGGUUGGGGAGACCGUACAACAGGUGCCGAACAGUUGGGUAUUCUAUCUAUUAUUCAUAACAUUGAUAGUAGUUUUCCUAUUAUUAUCCGUGGUACUCCUGUUGAAUUUGGUAACAAAAGCGCAUGCCAUAUAUGUCAUAAUGAAAAGCAAAAACGAUGAUAGCGAACGAAAGCUCAUGUCGGAAAAACAGUCAUUUACGAGGUCUUCUCGACCGAGAAGCUCAAUGCGACACGUACAAAUUCCGAUGGAAAACGAGCCGAGAAGGUUGGGACCACCACCACGAGAAACCAACUCAAUCGAUCGGCCUUAUCAACGACGAACUGACGACGCUGGAAAAUACAACAUGGAGCAGCCUCCUCGACAAUAUGGAGUUCGACUCGAAGUGUAG
Messenger RNA from Caenorhabditis bovis, 564 nucleotides. Lineage: Eukaryota; Metazoa; Nematoda; Chromadorea; Rhabditida; Rhabditidae. The record is from the annotation of a GenBank genome assembly.